AUGUUGGGGGGCCGCAAGCUGAGCUCCUCCGGGAGCCGAUUUUUAGGAGCACUAAGGUCGGGAUUCCGGGACACACAGGCUGGCUGUCCCCGCUUAACCACGUCAGCAGAGAAUCAGCUCACUCGGAUUCUACAAAUUAAACCAUGGGUUUUCAAUGAAAACAGAAUCAUGUGGUUCAAAUCCUAUAGCAUGGCUUUUGCCUGCCUGAAUAGGAUGAAAAAUUACAGGCUCGCUUGGACAAGACCGUACAGUACUUCCCGGACCACUGUAGACAGCAGUGAGGUGAAGACCUUCCUGGCCCUGGCUCAUAGGUGGUGGCAUGAGCAAGGAGUCUAUGCGCCUCUUCACUCUAUGAACGACCUGAGGGUGCCGUUCAUCAGAGACAGUCUUUUAAAAACAGUUGCUGAUCACCAGCCAGGAAAACCUUUGUUUGGGAUGAAGAUUCUUGAUGUUGGCUGUGGUGGUGGAUUGUUAACGGAACCUCUAGGGCGGCUUGGGGCUUCAGUUAUUGGAAUCGAUCCUGUGGAUGAGAACAUUAAAACAGCCCAGCACCAUAAAUCAUUUGACCCAGUCCUGGAUAAGAGGAUAGAGUACAGAACAUGUUCCCUGGAAGAGAUUGUGGAAGAAACUGCAGAAACAUUUGAUGCUGUCGUAGCUUCUGAAGUUGUAGAACACGUGAUUGAUCUAGAAACAUUUGUACAGUGCUGCUGUAAAGUGUUAAAACCCGGUGGUUCUUUAUUCAUUACUACAAUCAACAAAACACAGCUGUCCUAUGCUUUGGGAAUUGUUUUUUCAGAGCAAAUUGCAGGUAUUGUACCAAAAGGUACUCAUACAUGGGAGAAGUUUGUUUCACCUGAAAAGCUAGAGAGCAUUCUAGAAUCAAAUGGUCUGUCAGUUCAAACUGUGGCAGGAACGCUCUACAACCCCUUCUCAGGUUACUGGCAUUGGAGUGAAAACACCAGCCUUAACUAUGCAGCUCAUGCUGUGAAAUCCAGCACCCAGGAGCACCCGGCGCCUACCGAGUUUGCUUUAAAGGAGGAAACAGAAGAGCUCCGAACUGAAGCCUCCGCUAACUCAGGUGUGCGUGAAGAGCUGAAGAAAUGAAUUUUUAUGAAGAACUGUAGUAUAAUGGCUUGAAAGUCUAAUGUUUACAAAUACACAAAAUAUGCCAUUUGUCUUUUGAGACAGGAUCAUAAAGAAAAGAAAGUCAAUAAAAAGGGCUAAAACCUUAGAUAAAAGCUUUUGUUGUUUCAUCUAAUAGCUACCUUCAAGGGAUUAGUCUAUGGAUAAAAAAAGUUUUGAUGAGGUAUUAUGUGAUCUAGGAAUUUAAUUCCUUGGCGUUUGUUAUAUACAUACGGUAUACAUAUUUCACCUCAUCUUACAGAUUAUAUAAUAUUUUCCCCGCAUGUAUGCACGUACAUAUAUACUGUAAUAUGUUUUAAUUUAAAAUAAAUCUGUAUCAUCUA
Messenger RNA from Hippopotamus amphibius kiboko, 1466 nucleotides. It is a transcript of the gene COQ3, whose product is annotated as coenzyme Q3, methyltransferase. Gene Ontology annotation, molecular function: 2-methoxy-6-polyprenyl-1,4-benzoquinol methyltransferase activity. The coding region runs from base 1 to 1104 and encodes 367 amino acids. The record is from RefSeq and is a predicted model, not a curated record. Lineage: Eukaryota; Metazoa; Chordata; Mammalia; Artiodactyla; Hippopotamidae. The transcript has 7 exons. Gene Ontology annotation, biological process: ubiquinone biosynthetic process.